AUGGCCGUCAUCAUCGCCGUCCUCUUCCUCUUGGGCUUCUUCCCCAUCUACAUCCGCCACUGCUCCGUGUCCCAAUCCGCCGCCGCUUCCGGCAGCAGCAUCCGCCGCGCAGCCACUGCCGCCUCCCGAGGACUCGACCCAGCUGUCAUUGAGACGUUCCCCACGAUGGUCUACUCCGCGGUCAAGGGGUUGAAGAUCGGGAAGGCAGCGCCGGAGUGCGCCGUCUGCCUAAGCGAAUUCCACGACGGCGAAACGCUGCGUUUCAUUCCCAAGUGCGACCACGUCUUCCACCCGGAGUGCAUCGACGCCUGGCUCGAAUCCCACGCCACCUGCCCGGUCUGCCGGGCCAGUUUCGCCCCACGCGACGGCUCGACCGCGGUCGAACCGGAGACCAUUGCUCCUGCCUCGGCGUCUGAUCUUGAGGCAGGACGAGUGGACGGCGGCACUCUCUCGGAACCGGCCGAUGGGGGUUGCAGGAGGAGCGAAGAGCGACCACCGGAAGAAGCUCCGCCGGAGGUUUUCUGGUUCGAUCGGUUUUUGAACCGGAACCAUGAGUCGAGAUCGCACUCGGCGGGUCACUCUUUGGUCCAGCCGGGGGGGACACCGAUCGGGUUCGCGUUGAGGUAA
Linum tenue is the source of this 627-nucleotide messenger RNA. The record is from the annotation of a GenBank genome assembly. Lineage: Eukaryota; Viridiplantae; Streptophyta; Magnoliopsida; Malpighiales; Linaceae.